Messenger RNA from Oncorhynchus nerka (sockeye salmon), 3695 nucleotides. It is a transcript of the gene znf362a, whose product is annotated as zinc finger protein 362a. The coding region runs from base 114 to 1472 and encodes 452 amino acids. Gene Ontology annotation, biological process: regulation of transcription by RNA polymerase II. NCBI's taxonomy places the organism in Eukaryota, Metazoa, Chordata, Actinopteri, Salmoniformes, Salmonidae. Gene Ontology annotation, molecular function: RNA polymerase II cis-regulatory region sequence-specific DNA binding; DNA-binding transcription factor activity, RNA polymerase II-specific. The transcript is spliced from 9 exons. Gene Ontology annotation, cellular component: nucleus. The record is from RefSeq and is a predicted model, not a curated record.
CCCAGAAGUGAACAGUAGGCGACCCGGAAGGUCUGAACUCCGACUGAAGGCAAGCAAAAGGAACAUCUUAUUAUUUUAUAAAAUAUCAUUAAAUCUACCAUCGAGGUGUCAGGAUGGCUGAACCUCGUUUUAAUAAUCCCUACUUCUGGCCCCCACCACCCAACAUGCCUGGCCAGCUGGAUAACCUUGUGUUGAUCAACAAGAUCAAGGAACAGCUGAUGGCUGAGAAGAUCAGACCGCCCCACCUGCCGUCUUCCACAGUUCCCUCCCAACAGCAACUGCUGGGGAAUCCUACACAGACAGAAGGUGGGCAGCAUGUCCAGAUGUCAGUUGAGAAACUGCAGCAGAUGCAACAAGAACUCCAUGCCCACAGCCCGUCCCAUCCAGACAUUGCCCUGCACGCCCGGCCAGCCUCCAGCUCUGUUGCAGGACGUAUUCUUGGUGAUGUAAACUUUAAUCUGGAUGAUAAAACAGCUAUAAAAGCUAGAGGAUUGUGGGAAGACUGGCAUUUGCGUCAAAUCAUAGACCAACCCUCUAGAACGAACCACCUGUCAGGUCUGCCACUUUCCUCUCGAAUGGGCAACCAUAACACCUCAGAGGCCGUCACUCUGACCACACCCAACUCCAAUAGUCUGAGCCGACUAGGCGGAGCCCCCUCACCACAUCAUGUCCUCUCAGGCUUGGCCAGUGGCCCUGGGAUGGAGCAAAUCAAAAGUAACGGAGGCCUUGCUGGACUGCUGGGGCCCCCUCCCAAGAUGGAGGGGCGAGGCCGUAAGAAGAUAAAAGCUGAGAACGGUGGUGGCUCUCUGUUGGUGGUGCCUUACCCCAUCCUAGCCUCAGGCAACGACCAAUCCUGCCACACCAUCACCCCCAAACAGGGCAAAUGCUACAGGUGUAAAUCGUGCCCGCUGACCUUCUUCUCCAAGUCAGACAUGCAGAUCCACUCCAAGUCCCACACAGAGGCCAAGCCUCACAAGUGUCCUCACUGCUCCAAAUCCUUCGCCAACGCAUCCUACCUGGCCCAGCACCUCCGCAUACACCUGGGCGUCAAACCUUAUCACUGCUCCUACUGCGAGAAAUGCUUCCGCCAGCUUUCCCACCUGCAGCAGCACACCAGGAUUCACACUGGAGAUCGGCCCUAUAAAUGUGCCCAUCCAGGUUGUGAAAAAGCCUUCACUCAGCUCUCCAAUCUGCAGUCUCAUCAGAGACAGCACAACAAAGACAAGCCCUACAAGUGUCCGAACUGCUACCGUGCCUACUCGGACUCUGCCUCACUGCAGAUCCACUUGUCUGCGCAUGCCAUCAAAAACGCCAAGGCCUACUGCUGCAGCAUGUGUGGCAGAGCCUACACCUCAGAGACCUACCUUAUGAAGCACAUGUCCAAACACACGGUGGUGGAACACCUGGUGAGCCAUCACUCUCCACAGAGGACGGAGUCUCCCAGUAUCCCCAUACGGAUCUCCCUCAUCUGAGCACUUCGCCCUGACACCCUACCCCUGACACCCUACCCCUGACACCCUAACCUGACACCCUACCCCUGACACCCUACCCCUGACACCCUACCCCUGACACCCUAACCUGACACCCUACCCCUGACACCCUAACCUGACACCCUACCCCUGACACCCUACCCCUGACACCCUACUCUGACACCCUACCCCUGACACCCUACCCCUGACACCCUACCCCUGACACCCUAACCUGACACCCUACCCCUGACACCCUACUCUGACACCCUACCCCUGACACCCUAACCUGACACCCUACCCCUGACACCCUACCCCUGACACCCUAACCUGACACCCUACCCCUGACACCCUACCCCUGACACCCUACCCUGACACCCUACCCCUGACACCCUACCCCUGACACCCUACCCCUGACACCCUACCCCUGACACCCCUGUAAGGUCACACCCCUCCACUUAAGCGUAAUCAAUCCCAGAUAUUGGCUUUUAUUUGUUUGUUUGUAUACCCCAUGUGGGUUUCAAAAAUGGGUCAAACUGUAUUUGUACCUUAUCAAGAGGUAGACUUUUUUUUCUGUCAUCUAUAUGGUGUGAUUGGGUAAUGUUUGGGACAUCCAAAGAUGAUUUUACAGCACUUUCAGGCCUCAUAGUAUUGGCCAAAAAGGUUUUUAGUCUACUAAGACAAUAAAAGGCAUUGCUCCAGGCAGCUAAAAAGUUAACCAUAGGUGUUAUAAUGCAUUAAAGGACCACUCCUCUGUUUUUCUAUAUUGUCCUUUUCUCUCUUUACGCUUUGCUAAAGUAUAUUUACAUUGGGAACUUUACCUUCCUUUUGGUUAGGUCAACUAAAUCUUGUAUCCAAGCUUUUUUUUUUUGCCACGCCUAAUGUCAAUGUUUGCAUCACUUUUGUUACUUAAAAAGGAAUUGUUCUCAUGUAAGCUUUAUAACGCUUAAGUAUGUCUUUUAGACAACAAUGCACACAAAAGGCUUUCAAAAUGGAGGGCCAAUACCUAUGUUUUAUUGUUGUAGUUUUCAUCUUGUUAAUAUUAUUGUCCAUGGUAUUAAAAAGGACACUGCUUAUGGCAAUCCUGAAAAGCACCAAAUAUAUUUUGAAUCUGAUGUUGGUAUUUGUAGAAACUCAGCAUGUAAGAGUAAAAAUAUUUUGGUGACGUAUUGAAGAAAUGUAGCACAAAGAAUUGUCCAUAAUGGAACUGACAUAUUUGUUGGUUCAAGCCAUUCCAGUACCUGACAGAUUUUUAACAAGAUUUGAAUGGAGGCAGACAAUUCAUUUAAAAUCGAAAUGUAUGAAAUAUCUUAACACACAUUCCAUUAUAUGUAACAUUUCAAUGUGACUCGAUUGAACCCUCUACCAUGUGUCAUGCUGUGGUCAAUUACAUGCAUGAGCUCUGCCUGUGUGCUACAAAGAUUUGUUUGCCGACGUUGAUGAGGAAGGGGUCUCCUCAUAUUUCCUUUUAUCUUACCUAUGAAAUAGGAAUGGAAAGUACAAAUACGAGAAUCCACAGGUUUGAAACCAAAUGAAUGUAAUCCUUCUUAAUUUGUAUAUUUUCCCCGUGUCUGCCAGUGAUGGAUAUGGUGUGCUGUCUGGUAGAAAAUGGCAGAGCACAUUACAAAAUGUGAUACCUCCUGGCCUUUCAUUGGUUAACACCUGUGAAGCUCUUUGCGAAGAACAACAUGUGCUGCCUCCUCACUGUCUCCUUUUCUAUUGAGUGAUUAUUUGUACAUAUAUUCUGCAUCUAUGUCCUGCAGGUUAUUUUAUGCCCUUUAAUGUUUCAAUUGAAAAUGAGUAAAUUCCUGUUUUGGGUGUCUCAUGAAAUAUGUAUAGAUAUCUUUAUGUACAAAAAGACCUCCUUGUGUCUUGUAAUCAUUUUGCUCUCAUGUCUAAAUAUGAAUGAUUAACAUUUUGUUAAUUUUAUACGCAUUUAAGCCUUAACUUGUAUCAUUGUAUUACAUUUUAUUUGUCCCAUAUUGAUGCCUCUCUGUACCCGGUGUUUUAUGCAUUUUAUUUCAUAGCAUGGAAUAUACUGUAAAUAAACUAUAUUAACUGUUAAUCCCUUUUCUAUAGUAAAUGAUUAUAUAGGUCUAGCUAUUAUUACAAAAAUCAUUGUUUCAUUUGUCAUGCAUUGUGGUACCAUGUCCACAUUACACGCAGUCAAGACUUAGAGUGAAUUGACUUUGUGUAAGAAUGAGCAAAAAAUAAAACUAUUCAAAUGUU